UUAUUGGAGCGAUUGUGGAGAAAAUAUAACAGAAGUUGCUAAUCAACCAGAAUCAUAUGAAUUGCUACAAUUCAAUUAUGGAUUUAUCACAACAAGUGAAAUUAAAGGAAUUAAAAUUGAGUCACUUCACCCGCAUGAAAGUAAUUUGGUUGCAUUUCUGAAAUCAGCAAAAUCGUAUGAUUCAGUUCAAUCAAGCUCCUAUCCCAACAAUUACUAUCAGGAAAAAGUUGUAUUCAUAGUUACACGUGUAGAAUAUGCUAAUUUAUAUCAUUCAAUGACUGAUUGGUAUAAUACAUUUCUUGUAAUGAAAUUACUUAAUUUAUCCUCAUCUAAUAUACAUAUCUUAUUAACUGAUGGUCAUCCUAUUGGUGGAUUAGAUGAAGUAUGGUAUAAGUUAUUUCAUUCAGUAUCAAGAAUUGGUGUAUAUAGAAGACAGUAUAAUGAUAAAUAUCUUGAUAAACUUCAUAUCUUACCUAUGAAUGAAAAAGGUUUAUUAAAUAUUGGUAAAAUUGUAUUUAUACCAUAUGGUUAUGCAAGUCCUUUAUAUGUAGAUAAUAAUAAUAAUAAUAAUAAUAAUGUAAUUAAUAAUAAUAUGUUUAUUGAAGAAUUUCGAAAUUUUAUAAUUGAAAAUUAUCAAUUAAAUAAUGAAAUAAAUAUUUGUAAAAAUAAAAAAUUAUUAGAAAUUUAUUUAUUACCAAAAAUUAUAAUUAUUAGUCGACAGAAUUAUAAUGCUCAUCCACGUAAUAUGAAAGGCGUAAUUAAUCGUAAAAUAAUUAAUGAAAAAGAACUUUUAUUUAGUAUAAAACAAUUAGGUUUUAAUAAUUCAUUAAUUAUUAAUUUAAUUAAUUUAAAUAUAUAUGAACAAAUUAAAUUAAUUAGUACAACUGAUAUAUUAAUUGGUAUGCAUGGUGCAGGUUUAACAUAUACAUUAUUAUUACCUAAAAUAUCAUAUCUUAUUGAAUUAUUUCCUGCAUAUUGUUGUAUAUCAAAUAAACACUUUAGAAAAUUUUCUCAAUUACAUGGAAUUAUGUAUUCAGCUUAUUAUGGUUUGCCAAAAAAUGAUAAAGAUAUUUAUUCAUCAUAUAUUCCAGUGAAUGAUUUUAAAAAACUUGUUUUACAUGCUUAUCAAUUAUGGAAAAAUGAAAUGAUAAAGAAACAUAGAAAUUGUAUGAUAUAGUUGAAUACUUAGCUGAAUAUAUGAUCUUAGUAGCGCACUUCAAUGAAACUCUAUUCUCUGAAGUCUUUUCUAUCUUCAUAUCAUCUUCUGUUUGUCAUCCAAUUCGUCAUUUCCCCCCUUGGGAUUAAAGUGUAUACUCAAUCUAUCUCCAUCUUAUGAUUCUGUAUCAAGUGAGUGUAGAUGGCAUCUGUUGUCUUUCUGAUCCUGUCUGGUUUUGAUAUCGUCAUCUGUGCCUCUGCCGAUAGUGAUUGCUUAGGUAGAUUUCUCCCGUUCUUGUUCUUGUUGUUGUUGGUGGUGGUGGUGAUGUUGGUUGGAUAUCUUCAUCACUUGUGCCUUCUUCACAUUCACUCGAAGUCCACAUUAUGGAUGAAAUACAAAUCUUCUUCUUAAGACUUUUCAUUGGUCCAGUCUAUGAUCGUUUUUAUUGCUCCUCAUGAUUUACUGUAUUAUCCAAGUGUUACUACCUUUUUAUUACAAGAAAAUACUUCCCUUUUUAUAAUUUCAACUAAAGAGAUAACAAAGGAAUUGACUGUGAUACACGUCUAUAAUUUCAUAGGCAUCAUAUCAUUAUGCUUUAGACUCAAGAAAACUACUUUUAUACAGAUAAAACUUUUUCAUACUUAUUGUAAUUGUAAUUACUGGAAGAAAACUUUUUAUAAUGUUUAACUGUUUUAUUUGGUUUAUUCUGUUAAUUUGAAUACAAAUUGUUUUAUGUAACCAUAAAAUGGAACUUUGUUCUGACAGUCACUUGAAAUCGCUUCAUUGAGCUCAGUGUAAAGUUUUGGGCAUUGUUGUAGAAUGUAAUCCUAAAUAAUAAUCACUAAAAGGGAUAGACCAAUAAGGUUUCAUUUCAGAAAGCAACUUCGAAAUGCUGAAGCCUACUGGAAUCACUACACCUAGACUUUACGGUCUACGAAAACUGCGAAAAAAUGGUCUACCUCUACAACCAGUUCUUGACAUGACUAACUCUCUAUAUCAGCAAAAUGGUUAGUACAACUUUUGAAGCCUGUUCACAAACAACUUGUGAA
Heterobilharzia americana is the source of this 2205-nucleotide messenger RNA. Lineage: Eukaryota; Metazoa; Platyhelminthes; Trematoda; Strigeidida; Schistosomatidae. The record is from the annotation of a GenBank genome assembly.